AUGGAUGCCGGAGAGCCUGAUCAGACCCCUUUCGCUGCCGUCAGCGCGCAGACAUCUAAGUUGCAGAGGCAAUAUCAAGCCCUGCUCGACCAGUCUACCCCCUUCGUCCUAUAUCGAUGGAUCGGCACUGGUGUUGGUCUCUUCCUCUUCUUCCUGAGGAUUCUGCUGGCGCAAGGCUGGUACAUUGUUGCGUAUGCGCUUGGCAUCUACCUUCUCAACCUGUUCCUCGCUUUCCUCCAGCCCAAGUUUGACCCCUCUAACGAAGCCAUCGACAAUGAUAUGGAAGAUGGCUCAGCUGGUGGCCUGCCCACCAAGCAGGACGAGGAAUUCCGACCAUUCAUUCGAAGACUGCCAGAGUUCAAGUUCUGGCACUCGGCCACUCGAGCCAUCGCCAUUUCCUUCCUCUGCAGUUGGUUCGAGAUCUUCAAUGUCCCGGUCUUCUGGCCAGUCCUGGUCAUGUACUGGUUCAUCCUCUUCUUCCUCACUAGUGAGUCCCCCAAAAAUGUGUACAACCUCCCGGACACAACGUUAAUCUUGUCUCUAGUGCGCAAGCAAAUCCAACACAUGAUCAAGUACCGCUACGUCCCGUUCUCAUUCGGCAAGGCUAGGUACAACAAGAACUCAAACUAA
This is a messenger RNA of Phaeoacremonium minimum UCRPA7, 630 nucleotides long. Its product is annotated as putative rer1 protein. Bases 1 to 630 code for a protein of 209 amino acids. The transcript is spliced from 3 exons. Lineage: Eukaryota; Fungi; Ascomycota; Sordariomycetes; Togniniales; Togniniaceae. Gene Ontology annotation, cellular component: Golgi membrane. The record is from RefSeq and is a predicted model, not a curated record. Gene Ontology annotation, biological process: protein retention in ER lumen; retrograde vesicle-mediated transport, Golgi to endoplasmic reticulum.